UUCAUCCAACAUUCUGUGUGUGUUGCUCUGGACUUCCAGCACCUGCAGAAUCUCCUGUGUAUAAGACUGUGAAGUUCUUGCAUUUGGAAAGUACAUGAAAUAAGUCUGAGGAUGAUGCGGAUCGUGAGGCGCAGUUGCUGGAGCGAAGAUUGACUCUAACAGAAGAGAGGAAUGCAGUCAUGGUCCCAACAGCUGGGAGUGGAAUCCCAGGCUCCCCGGCAAAAUGGAGCCCGGCUACUGGAAUGGAAACACAUGUUCCUGUUAUUUUUCUUGAUUUAAACACAAAUGACUUCAGCUCCCAGGAAGAUCUUGACGGACCGGAACCUGGUGGUCUGGAUGCCAGCCUUGUAGAUGAAGAUGUCGAUGAAAUUUUAGAACUGCAAAUUGCAAAGCAUCAUGAUACAGAGGUGAAAGCAGAGGCUUCGUGGGACUCCAAUGUCCAUGACUGUGCGUCACUGAGCAAAGGAACACCAGCUGAUGAGCGUGUUUUCCUCAUCGUGAAGGCGGCGGUGAAGCUGAGUCAUCCUGCCGACAUGCAGCUGGUGCUGCGUAAGCGCAUCUGUGUGAACGUCUACAGCCGGCAGGGUUUUGCACAAAAUUUCCUGAGAAGAAUGUCCCACAGAAGUACACUGAAUGCAUGUGGAGUGACCUUUGAGAUUGUCUCCAAUAUCCCAGAGGAUGCUCAGGCAUCUGAAGACCGUGAAACCCUGGCACGGAUGGCAGCAGAACUGGAAAAUGCGGAGUCUGCUGAGAAGGAAGCCUACAUUGAGAAAUACCUGCGCAGUGUACUGGCGGUAGAGAACAUUCUUACACUGGACCGCCUACGCCAGGUGAAUGUCAAUGAUAAUGUCUGAAACACUUUAAACUGC
This is a messenger RNA of Hypanus sabinus (Atlantic stingray), 869 nucleotides long. RefSeq names its product kinesin-like protein KIF13B. Gene Ontology annotation, biological process: regulation of protein localization. NCBI's taxonomy places the organism in Eukaryota, Metazoa, Chordata, Chondrichthyes, Myliobatiformes, Dasyatidae. Gene Ontology annotation, molecular function: cell adhesion molecule binding. The record is from RefSeq and is a predicted model, not a curated record. The coding region runs from base 180 to 854 and encodes 224 amino acids. Gene Ontology annotation, cellular component: adherens junction. The transcript has 7 exons.